Phytophthora infestans T30-4 is the source of this 708-nucleotide messenger RNA. Its product is annotated as histone H3.3. The record is from RefSeq and is a predicted model, not a curated record. Gene Ontology annotation, molecular function: protein heterodimerization activity; DNA binding; structural constituent of chromatin. The coding region runs from base 1 to 540 and encodes 179 amino acids. The transcript has 2 exons. Gene Ontology annotation, cellular component: nucleosome. Lineage: Eukaryota; Oomycota; Peronosporomycetes; Peronosporales; Peronosporaceae.
AUGGUCGGCGGAGGCGUCGCCCCUCCCGGCCCGAACCACGCCCCAGGAGGUUGGCAUACGAAAUCCAAAUAUGAUCCUGAAGGCAACAGCAACAAGCAACAACAAGCAACAACAGCAACCAUAGAACGCCAUGGCCCGUACAAGCAGACAGCCCGCAAGUCCACCGGUGGCAAGGCCCCGCGUAAGCAGCUGGCCACUAAGGCCGCUCGCAAGUCAGCACCCACCGCCGGCGGUGUCAAGAAGCCGCACCGCUACCGUCCCGGUACGGUCGCGCUGCGUGAGAUCCGCAAGUACCAGAAGUCGACGGACUUGCUGAUCCGCAAGCUGCCGUUCCAGCGUCUGGUGCGUGAAAUCGCGCAGGACUACAAGACGGAUCUGCGUUUCCAGUCCACGGCCAUCCUGGCUCUUCAGGAGGCUUCAGAGGCCUACCUCGUGGGUUUGUUCGAGGACACGAACCUGUGCGCCAUCCACGCCAAGCGUGUCACCAUCAUGCCCAAGGACAUUCAGCUGGCCCGACGCAUCCGCGGCGAGCGCACAUAAGCCUUGUUGGUAUGUUGAUCUCUCUUUGAGCUGCACGCAGCUUCUUUUUCUUAUCGCCAGUUAGCUUUCUUUGGCUUGCUGUGUGUGAUGGGGCGUAGUACAAGCACGCAACCCGUAGUAUUUUAGCCUUAUUAUUUGCAGUAAGAAAAUCUUGCAACACGAAACGUU